Messenger RNA from Paraglomus occultum, 248 nucleotides. The record is from the annotation of a GenBank genome assembly. Lineage: Eukaryota; Fungi; Glomeromycota; Glomeromycetes; Paraglomerales; Paraglomeraceae.
UCGAUAUUCCUUCCUCUUGGAAUGUGGAAACUGGUCCAGAGCCAAAUUCCUUUGUGCCGUCAUUAUUGAUAUCUCUUACUGCUCCAAAGCUAGGAGUGAGAGAUUUCAAAGGCACACAUUAUUUAGGGGGAAGAUUUGUUUCGCCGGCAUUGGCAGAGAAAUUUAAUUUAAAUCUGCCACCUUAUCCGGGAACCGAACAAGUUGUUGAUAUCACGGGAAUUCCAAUAUCAACAGAAGAGAGGUUGUAA